Molecule: messenger RNA, 567 nt
Organism: Spirodela intermedia
Lineage: Eukaryota; Viridiplantae; Streptophyta; Magnoliopsida; Alismatales; Araceae
Source: the annotation of a GenBank genome assembly
AUGGACAGACAGGCGUCACCAGUAAUCUCCGCAAGAACAGGAGCCGCCUUCGAAGCAGUGGAAGCGGUUCCUGUCGCGAACGACAAUCUUCCUCCCGGAGACGGCGGAGACGAGCUUGAAGGCCGCGUGGCAGUCCCCGCAGACCCGAAGAUUCUUCAUGAUUCUGAUCGUAGUUCCCGGCGGCGUACUCAUCAGCCCAAAACUCAACGCCAUCUUCUCACUGUGUCUGGCCAGAGACCGCUCCUUCUCCUCCUCCCCCACGUCGAGCAUCACCUGCGAGGUGUCCGGCACGUACCCGCGCCGCCGCAGCUCCGCCGACAGCUCCUCCCACCGCCGCUGUAUCUCCGCCGCCCGCGGGUGCCCGCAGUCGCCGGCCACGAACUCGUGGACCAUGCCGGCGACGGCGACUCUGCUCCGGCCGGGGGUCUUCUUCACGCCCUCCUCCUUCAUCAUCCUCCUCACCCUAGCCACCUCCUCCCACCUCCCGGCGCCGGCGUAGAUGUUGCAGAGCACGAUGUAGUACCCGUCGUUGCUCGGCUCCAGGCGGCAGAGCUCCCGCAUUGCUAG